AUGGUUACAAUGGAAUAUACACCAAAAUUUAUGAAUCAACCCAAUAAUCAAAAGGACUCAACUUAUAUACUUUCAUGUAAAAAAAAUAAUAUUAAUAAUUAUUGGAUAGGAAAAACAGAUACUGAGAAUAAUUUAUUACGAAGAGCUAAUUAUCUAGAAUAUUUAUAUUGGAUAGCAUUUGGAUUAAUACUAUUAGUGGGUUACAAAUAUUUUUCUGAUGGAAGUUUUUCAGCUAUAUUAACACUUUCCUCGACAUUUCAAUGUUUUGCAUUCUUAUUAUUAACACUUAAAGUAAAUACUCAAUGUACUCUUUCAGGUAUUUCAUUAAAAUCCCAAAUAUUAUAUACCAUUGCAUUAAUUUCUAGAUUAUCUUCAACAUUAUUUUUCAAUGGAUAUUUACCUGUUGACAGAUCUGGUGAUUGGGUAUAUCAAGCUGCAGAUAUAAUAUCAUUGGGAUUAUCAUUAUUAUUAAUAUUUUGGGGAUAUACAAAAUAUAAAUAUCAAUAUAAAUAUGAUCAAGAUCAAUUUAUGAUUUGGAUACCUAUAAUAUUUGGAUUAAUUUUAGCUACAAUAAUUCAUCCAGAUUUAAAUAGCUACUUUCCAGCUGACUUUGCUUGGACAUUUGCAUUAUAUAUAGAAACAAUUGCAAUGCUACCACAAUUAGUCUUAAUGACAAAAAUUGGUGGUGAAGUUGAAACAUUAACUAGCCAUUAUAUUGCAUCCUUAGCAGCUUCAAAAUGUUUAUCAUUUAUAUUUUGGUUAUUCUCAUUUAGAGAAUUAGCACCUGAAGUUGGAAAGAAUGUAGCAGGAUGGACAGUAAUGUUAGCUCUUGGAACACAAAUAUUAUUAUUUGCUGAUUUUUUAUAUGCAUAUAUUAAAUCUUUAAGACUUGGUAAAUUACUCACAAUACCAACUAAUAUUGUAUAA
Cryptosporidium muris RN66 is the source of this 927-nucleotide messenger RNA. RefSeq lists its product as uncharacterized. The transcript has a single exon. Gene Ontology annotation, biological process: protein retention in ER lumen. Gene Ontology annotation, molecular function: ER lumen protein retrieval receptor activity. The coding region runs from base 1 to 927 and encodes 308 amino acids. The record is from RefSeq and is a predicted model, not a curated record. Gene Ontology annotation, cellular component: membrane. NCBI's taxonomy places the organism in Eukaryota, Apicomplexa, Conoidasida, Eucoccidiorida, Cryptosporidiidae.